AAGAUGGCGGCCGUCGCGGCUGCGGCCUGUUUCUUACACCGCAGCGGCCCGUCUUAGCGGCGCCUGCGCCUGGCUAUGCUCGCCCGGCGGCAGCUUUGGGGUCUGCUGCUGCUGCUGCUUCUGACGGCCCGGGCCCAGGACGGGGAUCCCGAUUUUUGGCCUUCCCGUAUCCACAUGUCUGGGACUGUCGUCUCUGCUUCUUUGGUCAGCAGUCCUGCAGAUGUCUUCUCUAUCGCUGUAGCGGAUAAUGAGACGGGAAUGUUGCCCCGGCAAGACUGUAGUGGAAGAAACAGAACUGGUGACUGGAGUUUGAAUGUCACGUAUCAAGGGAAUGUUUCCAGAGUGACGGUGCGCUUGACCAGGAACCUGCAGCUGUGCACCGCGAACCUCACUGAUUGCUGCGUGGAGGCACUGUGCUUGGUUGAAGCUUUGCAAGUCUCAGCUUGUCAAGACUCGAAGGUGGUGGCCAAACUGUUGAUCCAAGCUGAAAUAUAUGCCAAUACGUCCUUGGGAAAUGCGACCGGAAAAGCAGACGAUAAUGCAACAGUGAUCCCCAAUCAAGUGUUUCAACCUUUGGGCAAUUGCCCCUGCAAUCUCACCGCAGGGGCCUGUGAUAUCCGUUGCUGCUGUGAUCUGGAAUGCACGCCAGAGAUGAAGCAACUGUUCAGUGGGUCAUGUUUUAAAGGAGUGUUUGGUGGAGAUGUCAACCCACCUUUUGACCAGCUGUGCUCUGUCCACCCAGGGAACAAUGCCCCAGACUGGUUUCCUUUCUUAUGCGUGCAGUCUUCCCUUAACAAUACGCCUUUCCUUGGUUAUUUCUAUCAAGGGUCUGUAUCUUCAACCCAAGUCUCUUCAUUUAAGAUUCCUUUUCAAACCAUUCCGGGAAAACUUUUUAGCGGUUACAGACAAGGCGAUCCAAUUCUGACCAUGCAAAAUGAGUAUUUUACAGUGCCUCAGCAAUUCCUAGCUGGGCAAUGUGCGAGAAAUGCUCCUGUCGCUUUCCUUCAGAAUUUUGAAUCUAAUUGUCUCACUACUUGCAAGGAAAACGGGAGCAUGUUGCUAAAUGUAGCACUAAACGGCGGUACUGGAGAUGACAUCAAACCACAGGUUACCCAUGAGACGAAAACAACAGAUAUAGGUAGCUGCACUGAUACAGCUUGUAGAGAUGUGAUUUUUGCAGAAGAUUAUAUGAUCAUAUGGGAAGGCAAGAGAAUAAUUGAAAUGAAAGUCAAAGUCCUUUCUGGAGCGAUAUGUCCAGAAGAGAUACUGACACAGAAAUUCACAGUCAGCUUUGUGAGUGUAAAUGCUACUACUACAGAAGAACUGUCUGGGAAUCCAGGUUAUCAAGUUGGCAAGCCGAUUAGAGCAGCAAAUCUGAAUUCUUCUGAUGCAGUUACCACUUUAAAUUUUUGGAAACCCGAUGCCAAGGGUUCAUGUACGUUGGCAGGUCUUACACCACUUCUGUUUGGACUAAAUUCGAUCUCUGGGUGCAUCGAGGAUGUUGAUCUUAAGGACAACUGCAGUCAGUUGAGAGAGAAUGUUGCUAAAAGACUAAAUUCCUUGGUGCAAGUUAGCUAUGUUGGAAAGAGAGGCAACUCUAAUGCCAGCAACCCAGAUGACUGGGUGGAAAUCAUCCGUUUAGAUACAUUUGGUCCCAAUACAAAUAUGAGUGUCGACAGUUUAAAAGGCACCUGCCCUGAUAUUCCUGCACACUUGAAUAUUCAGAUUAUCACUGCUGAUGUGGGUGCCGUAGAAGGGAUUGCACAGCAGGAGAUACUCGGUGUACAGCUUAGUUUUUCGAUGGUAACUUGGCAAGUUCAAUGUCCAGUGAUUUGUGAAGAUAAAACUAGCUCUCUUCCUAUCUCUGCUGCAGUACAAUUUAUUAAAAUACCAGCUCAACCCCCUGUUCCAAUGACAAGAUUUCAGAUCAACUACACAGAAUAUGACUGCAAGAGGAAUGAUGUUUGCUGGCCAGAGCUUUUUUAUCCCUUGACACAUUACUACACUGGAGAACCGUACUCCCACUCUCUUGCCAAAGGCUUGGUGCUAGUGUUUUUCAUAUUAAUUGCAAUAGUGCUGAGUGAUCCUUGGCAGGGAAUCCACAAAGUAUGAGUCUUCAGUUUCUCCGGAGCAAAGACACCAUUUUGAUAAUACUUUUGUAUGCUUUUUAAUAAGCGGUACUUUAAAACAGUUUUAUGGAAAGAGAAAAUACUUGGGUUUUUUAAAUGUAUAUUUUUCUAAAAUAAAAAUAUAAUGUAUUUACAAAA
Messenger RNA from Elgaria multicarinata webbii, 2267 nucleotides. It is a transcript of the gene TCTN2, whose product is annotated as tectonic family member 2. The transcript is spliced from 18 exons. The record is from RefSeq and is a predicted model, not a curated record. Bases 76 to 2112 code for a protein of 678 amino acids. Gene Ontology annotation, biological process: protein localization to ciliary transition zone; cilium assembly; smoothened signaling pathway. Lineage: Eukaryota; Metazoa; Chordata; Lepidosauria; Squamata; Anguidae. Gene Ontology annotation, cellular component: MKS complex.